This is a messenger RNA of Racocetra fulgida, 340 nucleotides long. Lineage: Eukaryota; Fungi; Glomeromycota; Glomeromycetes; Diversisporales; Gigasporaceae. The record is from the annotation of a GenBank genome assembly.
UGCUAUACCGGGUUGCAUUAUACAAAGUGUGGUGCCAGGUUGUGGUACACAAAGUGCGUUACCGGGUUGUAUUACACAAAGUGCUAUGCCAGGUUGUGUCACACAAAGUGCUGUACCAGGUUGCAUUACACAAAGUGCUGUGCUGGGUUGUAUUACACAAAGUGCUGUACCAGGUUGUAUUACACAAAAUGCUGUGCCAGGUUGUGUUACACAAAGUGCUGUGCCAGGUUAUGUAUGCCAGGACUUCAAUUCAGACACUUAUUUAGUUAAUGAAGCAAUGGAUGAUACGGAACCAGAGGAUAUUGAUAGUCUAUCGGAUUCUGUGAAUUUGGCUUUGUAA